AUGCUUGGUGCGCAGGCCAGUGAAAAACCGACCCCUUUUGACGACUGCAGAGAAUUGGUUCGGCGAUACUUUGUGGAGAACUCUUAUUUUGGAUACUUUGUGAUCUCGUUCAUCGUUCUGAACUCCUUAAUGAUGGGCAUCCAAGCAGAUUGGAUGGUCACCCAUAUUGGGCAACAGGCUCCAGUGUGGUUUGACGUUUUUGAGUACAUUUUUGCUGUGGUCUUUACCUGGGAGCUUGUGAUGCGAAUCCUGGUCUACAACAUCAAGUUUUUCCGGAUGCCUGAUUGGAAAUGGAACAUCUUCGACUCGGUGGUGGUUGGCCUGCAAGUCUUUGACAUCAUCACAACUUUAGCUAUUGGGACUGGUGGCAAUGGCAACCUCAAUUUCAUGAGGCUAGUUCGUCUCUUGAGACUCUUGCGCAUCCUACGGCUCAUGCGCGUUCUACGAUUCGUGCAGGAGCUUCGAUCAAUGGUCAUGUCCAUAGCAGCAUCGUUGAAGUCUCUCAUGUGGACCAUUAUACUGCUGGCUUUCUUGAUGUAUGGUGUUGGAGUUUGCCUCAUUCAAAUGGUUGCGGACAAGGGUUUAGAUGAGCCGCGCAUCUUUGAGAUUGCGCCUGACAUCAAGACCUACUAUGGAUCUUUGGUUGAGGCCUUGGUCUCCUUAUUUGCAGGGAUUACUGGUGGAAUUGAUUGGAAUGAUCUCUUGGAACCAUUGGAGAAUCAAAUCGGCCCCUGGCUCGCUGCCUUGUUUGUCCUCUACAUCGCUUUCGCGGUCCUGGCCAUGAUGAAUGUGGUGACAGGAAUCUUCGUGGAGUCUGCCUUGCAAUCAACCAGAGCAGAUGAAGAGAAAGAGGUGAGGCAACAACUGCAGGAGCUCUUCAAGCACGUUGAUGCCAGUCGUGACGGAUUCGUGUGCUGGGAGGACGCUAAAAGGCAUUUGGAGAAGCCCGACAUGAUGCGAUGCUUUGAGAGUUUGGGCUUCAACAUCUCUGAAGCAUAUGGCCUUUUCAAGUUGCUUGACACCGAGCAGUCUGGCAACAUUGAGUGCGAGGAGCUCCUGGAAGGCUGCUUGCGCUUGCGAGGUCCAGCGAAUGCCAUCGAUGUGGCCACUUUGCAGUGGCUGUGGCAGCAAUUCUUUUUGGGAAUUCUUCAUGAAUUUCCCCUGGUCAAAUUUGUUUGA
Molecule: messenger RNA, 1179 nt
Organism: Durusdinium trenchii
Lineage: Eukaryota; Dinophyceae; Suessiales; Symbiodiniaceae
Source: the annotation of a GenBank genome assembly